AUGACGGAUUUCGUACAAGGUGACGAUGACAGUGACGGCGAAUCGGGUUCGGCGCGUGUGGGAACAGGGUUCGAGGAUAUUGAAGAAGAGGAGGAAUUGGGGGCGGUUACUGUUUGUGUUGUUGUCUGUCGCGCCAAUGGGGACCGAGAUCUGGAUCGAGUGCGACUGGUGAACGACUUCAAACUGGAAUCCCCAGAAGGUGUUACCAAAACUCCCUGA
Messenger RNA from Echinostoma caproni, 219 nucleotides. The record is from the annotation of a GenBank genome assembly. NCBI's taxonomy places the organism in Eukaryota, Metazoa, Platyhelminthes, Trematoda, Plagiorchiida, Echinostomatidae.